This is a messenger RNA of Pogonomyrmex barbatus (red harvester ant), 2547 nucleotides long. RefSeq names its product choline/ethanolamine transporter flvcr2a. Gene Ontology annotation, cellular component: membrane. Gene Ontology annotation, molecular function: heme transmembrane transporter activity; heme binding. Gene Ontology annotation, biological process: transmembrane transport; heme export. The record is from RefSeq and is a predicted model, not a curated record. Lineage: Eukaryota; Metazoa; Arthropoda; Insecta; Hymenoptera; Formicidae.
AUUGAUAGGCGCGCGCGUAACGUCCGCGUGUGCGGACGGCGUGUGCGCCUCGGCUGUGUGUGAAAAUAUUUUCACGUGCGUGAGUGAGUACGCGGGGGCCGGCGGGGGGAAACGGCGGACACGAGAAAGGGACGUUUGGCGAACGGUGGAAGGCUGGACGGUCCCGCGAUACGCGCUUAGUCCACGUCCGGCGCAUCGCGGCAACGUGAGCCGCCGCUUCGCGCUUCCACCAUCCGCGCCUGUCGUUAUCGAGAUGCCGGCGACGAGGCGUGACGGGCCGAUGUAAUCUGCCACUCUCUUGCCGCCUUUACGGGAAAAUUCAUUCGUGAGAUUGCACGCGCCGCGGAAGAUCCGCGAUGUGCGACGCGACGAGGGAGCGACCGUGAAUCCGCGGGACCAUUUUAUUCAUCCCGGUCUGAGAGAUACUCUCGAAAGAGAGAGAGAAAGAGAAGAUAGAAGAAGUGAGAUCGACAUUUGUUUGGAUUUUAGGAAAUAAAGCGAUAGAUGCGACAAUAGAUGAGAAAGAACCGAUUCGCCUCUCGACGAUACUCCUGCUCGAUUUAAUCAAUCUCGUUAAUAUUGCUCGUUAUUAAUAUAGGAAACGGAUCCGGAACAGGAAAUAUCUGAAAUGGAAAAAAUCAUCAGCGCUUGCGUCGAAGACGGCGUGCAACAGCAGAAACCGCAGACGAAAAUCUAUAAGAGGCGAUGGCUGAUCCUCAUCCUCUUCGUGCUGUACAGCGCCAGCAACUCGAUGCAAUGGAUACAAUAUAGCAUUAUUUCAAGCAUCGUAACGACGUAUUACAACGUUUCGGACUACGCGGUGGACAUGACGAGCAUGAUAUACAUGAUAACGUACAUACCACUUAUACUCCCCGCCAGCUACCUGCUCGACAAGUUCGGUCUCAGGUGUACAGUGAUCUGCGGGGCGCUUGGGACUUGUCUCGGUUCCUGGGUGAAGGUGCUCAGCAUAGCCAGCGAUCGCUUCUGGGUCACGUUUAUCGGUCAAACUAUGGUGGCUAUCAGCCAGAUCUGCAUUUUGUCCAUUCCAGCUCGGCUGGCCGCGGUAUGGUUCGGGGACAAUGAAGUCAGUAGAGCCUGCGGCAUCGGUGUCUUCGGCAACCAGCUGGGUAUAGCUAUCGGUUUCUUAUUCCCGCCGAUGUUAGUGCCGAACAGCGAGAACUCCUGCGACGUCGAGAAGGGACUUCAACUUAUGUUUUAUAUCGUCGCGGCUUUCACAUCGCUCAUACUAAUCCUCAUAUUAUUCCUCUUCAAGUCGGCGCCACCUUUACCACCUAGUUCCGCUCAAAUCGAGCAAAAAAAGACGAACGAGAGCGAAGGACAGGUGAAGACGAAAUUUCUCACUUCCAUCAAAAGCUUGUGCCUCAAUCGCGGCUAUCUGUUACUUUUACUCAGCUACGGUAUCAACGUCGGUGUCUUUUACGCUAUAAGCACCCUCCUGAAUCGACUCGUUACCGAACAAUUCCCGAAAAGUGAAAAAGAUGCUGGUCGAAUCGGUUUGACAAUAGUUUGCGCCGGGAUGGUGGGUUCCAUCGUAUGUGGCAUUUUACUAGACAAAACACACAAAUUCUGGUGGACGACAGUAGGAGUAUACAUAUGUUCUUUGGUGGGUAUGAUAAUCUUCUCCUUCACACUGGACAAAAACUUAGGAAUAUUCGUUGUCUACAUCACGGCUGGCCUCCUGGGCUUCUUCAUGACCGGCUAUCUGCCAGUCGGUUUUGAGCUCGCCGCGGAGCUGACAUUCCCGGAGCCGGAAGGAACGUCGACAGGUCUGCUGAACGCAGUCGUGCAGAUCUUCGGCAUCGCCCUCACCUCGCUCUAUCGUCACUUGCUUAAUAUAUGGGAGGAUAUGUGGGCAAACGUCACACUAUGCGGCAUCCUCGCGCUCGGCGUCCUGCUCACGAUCCUGAUACCCAACGAUCUGAGACGUCAGAAAGCGAAGGCUUGACAAUCCGCAAGACAGUCGCAGUAAUCUGCAGCGACGGAUAAAUCUCCCGAGUGGAUCGUACGAAACUUCCGCACUUGGAACGAGUUCCAAUUUCCGUUCCGAUUUCGACAAUACUCCCGUGAUUCAUUAUCGUAGUCCAGUCGGGACUUAAUUUAUCUUCCGCGAAUACGGCGCGUUUCCGAGUCACGUGUGCACUCACCAGAAGAGGAUAUAUAUAUUCAACAUUUUCGGAGUUAAUGAAUUAAUAGAGAUCCUGACAAAGUAAUCGAAUACUAUGACGUAAAACGCAUCCACUUUUCGUAGCACUUUCAGAUUUUUACUUUGAUAGAAAGAGAGAUUUUUAACACACUUAGUGCGCCUAAGUGCCGAGAUGCCUAAUAUUGAAAAUUAGAAAACUGUUUCAGAUGAUAGAGUAUUUUUAUGGAGAAAUUAAUGGCCACAUUUGUCGAAAAAUUCUUAGAAAGGACAACGAUAUUGUUCGAGAAUAUAUAUAUAUAUAUAAAUAUUUUUAUCCUUGUUGUUACUACAUGUAAACAAAGUGAUCUAACAGAACUAUGUGUACAAAAAUGAGAAAACAAAAA